AUGUCGCAUGAAUCUCAGCUGCGAGCACAGAAUAUCGUCCUUAAACGUGCCUUGCUUGACCACCAGCAGCAGCAGAUUCAGCUAAACGAUAGGAUUCUUCAACUUGAGAACUUACAGAAGGCACACCAACUGAAUGGAUCCCUCGCUGAGCGCAAGAACACCUAUGGAGACCAAUUAAAAAGAAUGUCUUUGCUUGCUUCUAUUUUCUGGACGGAGCCACUAUCCAUGGCAUUCUGUAAGCAAAUGUACUUGGACGCACUCCAAACCUCUGACUUGGGCAUCAAGCUUUGUCAAAAAGAAUUAAAGUGCGAGAGCCUAUUGUUUUCGCUCUUCAGCUAUGUUGAUGCUAUUGCUACAGCAUUGAAACUUCAAGGAUAUCCAUUAAAAUCAGCUACACCAGAUUGUGUCGAUUUUAUGAAUUUGACAACUUGUAUGAAGAUCAGAACCAUUCGUCUCUGUUUUGCAAAAGCCAACGAAUGCAAUGCUACUAGAAUUAGGCAACAAGGUUUGAGCCAUGCAAUUCACCUUGUUACUUACGAUAUCAACAUUAUUCUAGACAGCCUCGAAAGCAAUAUUCAAUUGCAAGAGACUCAACUCUCAAAGUGUAUUGCAGAACGAGUAGAGUUUCGAUCGCUAAAUCUGCUUGCACAACUUCAUCGCAAGAUCAACUGCAAGUACUCGCUACCUGCUGUAUAA
Molecule: messenger RNA, 696 nt
Organism: Batrachochytrium dendrobatidis JAM81
Lineage: Eukaryota; Fungi; Chytridiomycota; Chytridiomycetes; Rhizophydiales
Exons: 4
Coding region: 1-696 (231 amino acids)
Source: RefSeq, a predicted model, not a curated record